Fraxinus pennsylvanica is the source of this 738-nucleotide messenger RNA. NCBI's taxonomy places the organism in Eukaryota, Viridiplantae, Streptophyta, Magnoliopsida, Lamiales, Oleaceae. The record is from the annotation of a GenBank genome assembly.
AUGUGGGAUAGCUUACGAUUGAAUGCAAAGGAGGAGAUAGUUGAUAUAGAUGGGGAAGGAGCAAAGAUGGUGAUGGAGAAAGGUGACCGAAGUCUACUAGGGAAGAUAUGGAUUGACGGACAGAUAAGUAAAACAGUGAUUCAAUCAACUAUGGGGAAGAUUUGGAAACUCAUUUUCGUAAUGAAUGCUUUUGAUGGUUACACACCACUGAGCAAAAUGAAGUUUGAUGUGGCAGCGUUGUGGGUACAAUUCCACAGCUUACCAUUUGCUAGUAUGUCAAAGGAGACUGGUAUCAAAUUAAGGAGUUCAAUGGGCAGUGUAGAGGACAUUGAAGUUGAUGAAUAUGAUCUGGGAUGGGGUAAUUUGCUGCGCACGAAAAUUGCUAUGGAUCUACGAAAACCUCUGCCAAGGGGACAGAUGGUGAUGUUGGAAGGAAUCAAGACAUGGGUGCCAAUCCAAUAUGAAAAUCUCCCUUGGUUUUGCUUAAAAUGUGGAAGGAUCAUUCAUGAUCAAUCUAGAUGUCCAAAAGCACUGGAUUCAAACAUAGGGGUGAAGCAAUAUGGUAGUUGGUUACGAGCAGAGGCUAGGAAUCUGGAGGAGGGUGGAGGCCACGGUAGAGCUCCAGUGCCGGACGAUGCUAAGCAGGCCUAUGGGCAUACAGCUGUCAGUAGCGGAGAUGCUGGGAAGGUGUGGGAUACGCUACCAAAAAAUAAGGAGAUAUCAGCUGGAAGUCUGUAA